Molecule: messenger RNA, 1239 nt
Organism: Tyto alba (common barn owl)
Lineage: Eukaryota; Metazoa; Chordata; Aves; Strigiformes; Tytonidae
Gene: GJD4
Product: gap junction protein delta 4
Exons: 2
Coding region: 1-1239 (412 amino acids)
Biological process (GO): cell communication
Cellular component (GO): connexin complex
Source: RefSeq, a predicted model, not a curated record
AUGGAGCACUGGGACUCGCUGGGAUUUUUGAUUGUCACACUCAACUAUAAUGUGACUAUUGUAGGAAAGAUCUGGCUAAUGUUAGUAAUUCUGCUGCGAAUGGCAGUGGUGGUGUUAGCAGGCUAUCCACUCUACCAAGAUGAGCAGGAGCGCUUUGUCUGCAACACCUUGCAACCAGGAUGCUCCGUUUGCUAUGACUUGUUCUCUCCUGUGUCUCACUUUAGAUUCUGGCUCAUUCAGACUGUGUCUAUCCUGCUACCUUAUGCUGCAUUCAGCAUUUACGUUUUGCACAAGGUAGCUAUGUACAUUGUAAGAAUACACUGUUUGGUGCAUGCACCCAAAGGGAAUAAGGGUUUAUCAAGCCCCAAAGACCCGGAGGAGCUCUGUAGAAGCGCUGUUGUCAAUAGGUUAGAUUGUGGUACAGAUAACCUAAGAGUCCUUAAUUUUUCAGGGGCAUAUACUGUUCAUCUUUUUUUCAGGACACUACUUGAGGCUGCCUUUGCAGCUGUACAAUAUUUUCUUUUUGGAUUUUUUGUUCCUGAACGCUUUUCCUGCUAUCAUUCACCUUGUACAAGCACAGUUGACUGUUAUAUCUCCCGGCCCACUGAGAAAUCCAUCAUGAUGAUUUUCAUCUGGGGGGUCAGCAGUCUAUCCUUUCUACUUAGCCUUGCUGAUCUUGUCUGUGCUCUCCAGAGAAUGACAGCAAGAAACCAAAAAAUCAAGCUGGUGGCAAACCUCCAUGUAGAGAAUGAGUGCAUUUUAAGUAUUCCCCCUGUACAGCACGGUAGCUCUUCACCUCAAAAUCAAGACUGUCCAGUAUCAAAUAUCAGCCAGACCAGUGAUGGCUCCUGCUCACUUCUUUCUGAAGAAGAGGAAGAGGCUGUUCUUCAUCCUGAAGUGGUCCCUCAGCAAACUGCCAGCACUAAUCUUAACAGCAAUAAGCCCUGUAUAUCGGAAGAUCUUGCUGUUAAGCAAGACAGCACUGAAGAGCCCUUGUGUGCUGGUGACCACCAUCGGACUGCAUGCAGGCAAGUGAGACCCAGGCUUCAGCAAGACCUCAUUAAAGAUACUUCCCUGACUUUGAGACCUCAAAUCAAGUCUCACCUUGGAGUUUCUUCCUCUGUAAUUCAGAGCAAGAUUUUAGGAUACUGUCCUUCAGCUGAGCUAAAAAUCCCUGAUGCACAAUCAAAUUAUAGCAGUACUAGUUGUUUGAGGUCAAAAAAGUCAGAAUGGGUAUAG